AUGUCUCCUUCCAUUGCUCUCAUCCGUCUAAGCAGUAUGACCGCUUGUCAGAACAUGUGUGGUGAAGCCCCCCCGCAGGUUCUGCCCCUCACAUUCUCGCUGGAGGAUCUGUUCCAGGCGCUUACUCUCAUCACUGGCUGCGACUUUGAUGAAGCGUGGCAUAUGGUCAUCCAGCAGCUCAUAGCCAAUGAGGCUGCAGAGGACGCAUGA
This is a messenger RNA of Sparassis crispa, 210 nucleotides long. RefSeq lists its product as hypothetical. Bases 1 to 210 code for a protein of 69 amino acids. NCBI's taxonomy places the organism in Eukaryota, Fungi, Basidiomycota, Agaricomycetes, Polyporales, Sparassidaceae. The transcript is spliced from 2 exons. The record is from RefSeq and is a predicted model, not a curated record.